AUGGCGCCAUCGACAAUCACCGUCGGCACGCGCAAGUCGCCCCUCGCCAUGGCCCAAGCCGAGCUCGUCGUCGCCUCGCUCCAGUCCAUCUUCCCCUCGUCGUCAUUCCCCAUCCACGGCAUGACCACCACCGGCGACCGCGACCAGAACACGGCCCUCUACAACUUUGGCGGCAAGGGCCUCUGGACCACCCAGCUCGAGGAGAAGCUCGUCGCCCGCGAGCUCGACAUUGUCGUCCACUCCCUCAAGGACAUGCCCACCACCCUGCCGUCCGACUGCACCCUCGGCGCUGUUACCAAGCGAGAAGACCCGCGCGACGUCCUCGUCCUGAAAAAGGCCCUGCGCGACGCAAACGGUUACAAGACCCUCGCCGACCUGCCCGACGGCAGCGUCAUCGGCACCAGCAGCAUCCGCCGCAUCGCCCAGCUGGCGCGGCGCUACCCGGCCCUCCGGUUCAAGGACGUGCGCGGCAACAUCCAGACGAGGCUGAAGAAGCUCGACGAGGACCCGGAGCUGAGCGCCAUCGUGCUGGCCGCCGCCGGGCUCCUGCGGAUGGACCUCGGCGAGCACAUCUCGCAGUACUUGGACGUGGACAAUGGCGGCAUCCUGCAUGCCGUCGGACAGGGUGCGCUGGGCGUCGAGUGCCGCGCGGGCGACGAGCACGUGCUGCGGGCCCUGAAAGAGAUUGAGCACAAGGACACGCUGCUGGCGUGCCUGGCCGAGAGGAGUCUGAUGAGGGAGCUCGAGGGCGGGUGCAGCGUGCCGAUUGGCGUCGAGACCAAGUGGGUGGAUGGCAAGCUGAGGCUCAGGGCGACGGUUGUUUCCGUCACGGGCAAGGAGGGCGUCGACGCUGACGUCCUAGAGACCGUCACGUCGGAGGAGGAGGCCGAGGAGCUGGGCAAGAUGGUGGCCAGGGACCUGGUGAGCAGGGGGGCCGACAAGAUUCUCGAUGCCAUCAACAAGGCUCGCCCCGAAGAAAAGUGA
Metarhizium brunneum ARSEF 3297 is the source of this 984-nucleotide messenger RNA. RefSeq names its product Porphobilinogen deaminase (gene pda-1). Gene Ontology annotation, biological process: heme biosynthetic process. The record is from RefSeq and is a predicted model, not a curated record. Gene Ontology annotation, molecular function: hydroxymethylbilane synthase activity. Lineage: Eukaryota; Fungi; Ascomycota; Sordariomycetes; Hypocreales; Clavicipitaceae. Gene Ontology annotation, cellular component: cytoplasm.